Molecule: messenger RNA, 472 nt
Organism: Brassicogethes aeneus
Lineage: Eukaryota; Metazoa; Arthropoda; Insecta; Coleoptera; Nitidulidae
Source: the annotation of a GenBank genome assembly
GUCGACUUGGUUUUGUGUGCCAAUUCCAUAAAAUACUCAAAAAAUGAACAAUAUACAAAAAUCCACCGAAGAUUUCCUAAAAAAAGAAGCCUAUUCAGAAUUCGAUGCAGCUCAUCCAAGAUUUAUAAAGCAAAACGAAGAAGACGUGUUAAAAUUUCAGACAGAAAACCACUAUUAUUGUAAACAAUGCAAGUUUUUUUUUGCACCUACAGUGUUGGGCCUUAAAACCCACUUUAAAGGAGAUGUGGUGAAACAUGCUCCUUAUGAAAAGAACUGUGUGUACUGCGAGGGAAGUGUGUACGAGUAUUAUUUGAACAAUGUAAGACAAUAUUAUCAUAACUGCCAGAACUCUUAGUACCUGAAUCAUACCUAUACACGUUUGUACCUUUUAUACAUAAUCUAUUGAAAACUGUAUAUAUAUUUAUACAUACAACUAUAAGGAUAGGAUUAUUUAUUUAUUUUUAUUCCACUG